Molecule: messenger RNA, 1023 nt
Organism: Magnolia sinica
Lineage: Eukaryota; Viridiplantae; Streptophyta; Magnoliopsida; Magnoliales; Magnoliaceae
Product: tropinone reductase homolog At5g06060-like
Exons: 5
Coding region: 10-831 (273 amino acids)
Molecular function (GO): oxidoreductase activity
Source: RefSeq, a predicted model, not a curated record
GUGAGAGAGAUGGACGAAGAAGCAAAGAAGCGAUGGUCUCUCCAAGGAAUGACUGCUCUCGUCACCGGUGGAACCAAAGGAAUCGGGCAUGCCACAGUGGAGGAGCUUUCUGCGUUCGGGGCUUCUGUACACACGUGUGCUCGCAACGAAGCCGAGCUCCAGCAAUGCUUGCACGAAUGGAGAGAAUCGGGUUUCAACGUGAGUGGCUCUGUUUGCGAUGUUUCCGUGCGAGAGGCACGUGAGAAGCUGAUGGAGGAGGUGGCCACUCUCUUCCAGGGGAAGCUCAACAUCUUUAUAAACAAUGUUGGGACGGAGAUAGGUAAACCAACAAUAUCAGUCACAGCCGGAGACUUUGCAUUGGUGAUGACCACCAAUUUCGAAUCUGCAUACCAUUUGAGCCAACUUGCAUAUCCUCUUUUAAAAGAAUCAGGACAAGGAAACAUUGUAUUUAUCUCAUCAGUUGCUGGUUUAUUAUCGUUUGGCGGUGGAAGUGUUUAUUCAGCAACUAAAGGAGCAUUGAAUCAACUUACCAAAAAUUUAGCAUGUGAGUGGGCAAAAGACAAUAUAAGGACUAAUUUUGUGGCACCAUGGAUUAUAAAGACUACAAUGCCAGCUCUUACUCAAUUGCUUGCAAAUAAGGACCUGGAGGAAGCACUAAUCUCUCGAACCCCUCUUCAACGCUUUGGAGAGACUAAAGAGGUUUCAUCAUUAGUGGUGUUCCUUUGUCUACCCGCUGCUUCAUAUAUUACUGGCCAAGUAAUAGCCAUUGAUGGAGGAGUGUCUGUCAAUGCUUUUUACUACAAGCCAUCGAAGAGUACUGACAGCCUUUAAUCUUUGAUAGCCCUUGAGAUCACAUCGGAACAGACAACUAAGUAAUUUGUGUGAUCCUUUUCUUAAGACAUGUUACUAGCAAUACUUCUCUAUGGAUGAACUACAGGGUUUGCAUAGAAACAUCCACAAUGAUUGUAAUGCACCAAAGAAAUUUGGUAGAAUAUUUUCCUACAUAUUGCUAUAGUACGUCUG